This is a messenger RNA of Raphanus sativus (radish), 2530 nucleotides long. RefSeq names its product pentatricopeptide repeat-containing protein At1g31430. Gene Ontology annotation, biological process: RNA modification. The record is from RefSeq and is a predicted model, not a curated record. Gene Ontology annotation, molecular function: protein binding; RNA binding. Lineage: Eukaryota; Viridiplantae; Streptophyta; Magnoliopsida; Brassicales; Brassicaceae. Bases 737 to 2452 code for a protein of 571 amino acids. The transcript is spliced from 2 exons.
UAGACUUGGGCAUCUGGUACAACAGAGGAGGAAUGUGAGAGUUACUUUGUUUAUACUGACAGUGAUUAGCAGAAAGAGCACUUGAGGGUAUGUGUUUCCCAUGGCUAUAGCAUGGUGUUCAAAGAAGCCACCAACCAAUAGUCACAUUGUCGACUACAGAAGUCUGAAUAUGUGGUUGCCUCAUCUUGUGUUUGGUUCAAACGAAUGUUAAAGGAGGAAGGAUGUGAGGUAGAAGGGAAGCACUGUCAACAAUCAAGCUCUAACAACUCAUUUUCUACGAGACCUAAUUAAUGAUGGAGAGGUAAGCUUGGAGCAUUGUGGGUCAGAUGAAAAAACUGCAGACAUUUACACAAAACCACUAAAGAUAGAGAGAGAGAGAUGCUGGAGAAGAUGAGAAAUAGAUUUGAGAUUCACUUUUUAGGGAAGCUAAAACUUAAAAUAUCAAGUUUUAGUUCAGGGAAGUUUUGCUGAAGCAAAUCAACAGAUAAUAUAGUAGGAGCAGGUUGUGUUGGUAAAAAAAAAAACUGUUUUUGGGUUAAUUAAUUGGAGAAGCAUAGUAUUCAAGCUCUGUGAGAAGAUGUACCACUAGGAUACAAGCUCUUAUCGGUGUUACGAGUUUGCAUUAGUCUUUGAUCAAAUAAAUAAUGGCUGAGUCUUUCUUUCAGUCUAAGUUGUUUACGUCCUAUAAAAAAGCUUCAAGCUUUUGACGUUUGUCUCAAGAAGGGAGUAAACUCAGAUGAAGAUGGGACCUGUACAAACUCCAUCACUGAUAGUAUACAACAAGAUGCUCAAAUCUUUCGCCGACACCAAAACCUUCACCAAAGUCUUGUCUCUGUUCGCUGAACUGCGACGAAACGCCUUGUAUCCCGACAAUUUCACCUUACCAAUCAUUCUCAAAUCAAUCGGACGCUUGAGGAACGUUGCGGAAGGCGAGAAACUCCACGGCUACGCUCUUAAAUCCGGGCUGAACCUCGACCCUUACGUGUGUAACUCGCUCAUGGGAAUGUACGCUGCGCUGGGUAAGAUGGAGAUCGCUCGCAAGGUGUUCGACGAAAUGCCUCAACGAGAUGUUGUUUCUUGGAACGGCUUGAUUUCUAGCUACGUUGGACACGGGAGGUUUGACGAUGCCGUCGCUGUUUUUAAGCGGAUGAGUAAGGAGAGUGACUUGAAGCCUGAUGAGAGCACGAUCGUGAGCACGCUCUCGGCUUGUUCUGCUUUGAAGAAUUUGGAACUUGGUGAAGUGAUUCACAGGUAUGUUGUUGCUGUUGGCGGAGAGUUUGAGACGAGUGUUAAGAUUGGGAACGCUUUGGUGGAUAUGUUCUGUAAAUGCGGGUGUCUAGAUAAGGCUAGAGGGGUGUUUGAGUCGAUGAGAGUGAAAAAUGUUAAGUGUUGGACAAGCAUGGUCUGUGGGUAUGUUAGUAACGGUAGGAUUGAUGAGGGUAGAGAGUUGUUUGAGACGAGUCCUGUGAAAGAUGUUGUUCUGUGGACAGCUAUGAUGAAUGGGUAUGUUCAGUUUAACAGGUUUGAUGAAGCACUCGAGCUGUUCAGGCGGAUGCAAAGCCAAGGUGUUAGACCUGAUAACUUCGUGCUUGUCUCUCUCUUGAAAGGCUGUGCUCAGACGGGGGGCCUGGAGCAGGGGAAGUGGAUCCAUGGGUACAUAUGUGAGAACAGAGUUAGAGUGGAUAAAGUGGUUGGCACUGCUCUUGUCGACAUGUAUGCUAAAUGCGGGUGCAUAGAGACAGCUCUAGAGGUUUUCUACGAAACUAGAGAGAGAGACACUGCUUCUUGGACAUCGCUUAUCUACGGUCUUGCCAUGAACGGGAUGUCAAGGAGAGCGAUGGACUUGUACUACGAGAUGGAGAACGGGGGUGUUAGAUUAGAUGAUAUAACCUUUGUCUCGGUGUUAACAGCCUGUAAUCACGGUGGAUUUGUAGGAGAAGGACGUGGAGUUUUCUAUUCGAUGAGCAAUGUACAUAAGGUCAGGCCUAAAUCAGAGCACUAUAGCUGUAUGAUUGACCUACUAUGCAGAGCUGGUUGUUUAGAAGAAGCAGAGGAAUUGAUUGAUGAGAUGAGAGAUGAAAGCGAUAAAACUUUGGUUCCUGUGUACUGCUCUUUGCUAAGCGCUGCUCGGAACUAUGGGAACGUGGAGUUAGCUGAAAGAGUAGCGGAGAAGCUGGAGAAAGUGGAAGUUAGUGAUUCGAGUGCUCAUACUCUGCUGGCCAGUGUAUACGCAUCUGCCAACAAAUGGGAAGAUGUGACGAAUGUGCGAAGCAAAAUGAAAGAUUUGGGAAUCAGAAAGUUUCCUGGUUGCAGCUCUGUGGAGAUUGAUGGGGUUCCUCAUGAAUCCAUUGUUGGAGAUACAUCAUCAUCAUCAUCAUCCCACCCAAAAACGGAUGAGAUUAAAUACAAUGCUGUAUCAAACUACAAGUUGGAUGUUGAGUUUGGAACAUGAAGUAACUGAAAGUUGACACUUUCUUGUGUUAGAUAACUUAUUAGGCAACGUAAUAGCAAAAGCUGAUCUUUUUACAUA